Molecule: messenger RNA, 5468 nt
Organism: Anolis carolinensis (green anole)
Lineage: Eukaryota; Metazoa; Chordata; Lepidosauria; Squamata; Anolidae
Gene: itgal
Product: integrin subunit alpha L
Exons: 30
Coding region: 377-3907 (1176 amino acids)
Biological process (GO): cell-cell adhesion; cell-matrix adhesion; cell adhesion mediated by integrin
Cellular component (GO): integrin complex; external side of plasma membrane
Molecular function (GO): integrin binding
Source: RefSeq, a predicted model, not a curated record
CUUUUUGUCUAAUCAUAGCAAAACCUUCAUGUGUAGUGAUCAGAUGCCAACGUCUUCCUCUGUCUUGGAGACUUUGCUGAUGUAACGUGGUUCCUCAUUGCUGAGGGGGCCACCAGAUGCGUGUUCGAGUCUUUCGCCACCCACUUUGUGUGUCAGUACAGGAAGAAAGAUGUUCUGCAGCCUUGCUUUUCUCCUCCUCCCUACAUGUUAUCCCUCCCUUCUGAACCAGGCAGAGGAGAGAAAGUCACAAUUUUGAAAUUCGGAAGCGAGGCUCAGUCUUCUUUCCACUCUCUCCUACGCUCCCUUCUGUUUCAUCCGUGGAAUCACCUCUUGCCCUCCGGAAAGUUGAAGUCUGGAACUUCUAUAUUACUCCACCAUGGCUGGUCCACCAGUGCUGUGGCAUUUUUGGAUGUUGAUGAUUGGAUUAGCACUUCAAGGUCCCUCACAAUCCAUGGGAUACAACAUAGAUGCCUCUCCAGCAGCCACCUUCACUAGCAUCAGCAAGCAGUUUGGAUAUCAGGUCCUACAGAUUGGAGAAGGCCCUGAAGCAAGGAUUGUUGUGGGAGCGCCUGGAGAGCAGAAUUCUACAGGCAAAGUGUACCAGUGCGACAUGCAGAAGGCGGCGUGUGAAGCGAUUCCACUUGCGGGGAGCAAUGGAGUCCCCCACUUGGGCCUGACCCUGGCAAGUGACAACCAGGGAUCCAAGAUGAUUGCAUGUGCACCCGGAGUCGAACAACAUUGUGACAAAAACCUCUAUGUGAGCGGAGUCUGCUAUCUCUUGGAUGCCAAACUGCAUAAUACCCAAAACAUCACUACUGGGUACCAAAAGUGCCUCAAAGGGAACUUGGACCUGGUGUUCCUCUUCGAUGGGUCAGAAAGCAUGAGAAAUGAGGACUUCAAUACUAUUAAGGACUUCAUGAUCAAGGUCAUGGAAGAACUACGCAACAGCACCAUACAUUUUGCUGCUGUGCAGUUUUCAGAGGAUGCCAAAAUUGAAUUUGAUUUUAAUGAUUAUACCAAGGAUCGCAACCCUCGAAAGCUUUUGGCCAACGUGAAACAUAUGAAAAGCAUUACAGACACCUUCAAAGCAAUCAAACAUGUAGCGAAUGACCUUUUCACUCCUGAGCGUGGCAUGCGCGAAGGAGCAAAUAAAGUGAUCAUCCUCAUCACUGAUGGAGAUGCCACAGAUGACGACCUUGGAAGCAUUGCUGCUGCCAGAAAGAAGGAAAUCUUACGCCUUGUCAUUGGGAUUGGGAUUCAUCUAACUCGAGAUAACCUUGAAAAGCUUGCUUCUGAACCCCACAGUGAAUUUGUGAAGAUCCUCGCUAGCUUUGAAGAACUAAAAGACAGCUUUGAUGACCUCCAGUCGAAGAUUUAUGGCAUUGAAGGUGCCAGUGACAAAAGUUCAUUCCACUUAGAGAUGUCGUCCAGUGGAUUCAGUGCCGAUAUAUCCCAGGACAGAGUUGUUCUGGGUGCUGUUGGUGCAGACAAUUGGGCUGGAGGGCUGCUGGAACAGCAGAAGGAUCUCAGUAAAGAACAAUUCAUCUCUACCCCUUCGUUGAGGAAGGAGAUGGAAGGGGCUUACUUGGGUUAUGCCCUGAAAUUCCUACAGCACCAGCAGAGAGAACUAUAUGCUGCUGGUGCCCCUCGAUACCAACAUUUGGGAAGAGUCUUCAUCUUUGAAGUCAAUGUCACAACUAAUAACUGGACAUUAAAGCAAGAGAUCGAAGGGCAGCAGACUGGGUCAUAUUUUGGAGGAGUCCUCUGCACCUUAGAUGUAGACAGUGAUCAGGAAACUGACUUUCUUCUCAUCGGGGCCCCAUUUCAUUUCACAGAGACGGAAGGAGGUUGUGUUUACGUGUAUGGCUGGGAGGAGGAUCGUCUCGUCCUGCUAGGGGAGCUCAAGGGGGACCCAGGAUACCCCUUGGGCAGGUUUGGAGCAGCCAUUUCAGACCUGAAGGACAUCAGUGGCGAUGGAUUGAUGGAUGUGGCUGUGGGAGCCCCCCUAGAAGACGAAGAGAAGGGCGCUGUGUACAUUUAUAACGGCCAUCAGCAGAAAUUACCAAUGCACUAUAGCCAGAGAAUUACAGGAACCAGCAUUUCUCCUGGCUUGCAGUUCUUUGGACAAUCCAUCCAUGGAAAAACAGACCUCAACAAAGAUGGCCUCAUAGACAUCACAGUGGGAGCCCUGGGAGAAGUGGUGGUUCUCCGUUCCAGGCCCAUUGUCACCGUGGUCCCACAGGUGACAUUCUUGCACACGGAGAUUCCAGUGGAAGAGGUGGAAUGUUUGGGGGAUGCCGCCCAAUGGAGGAACAAGGAGUUUGGUCUCAACGUCUGCUUCAACAUCCGCUUGGCUACUCAGAGCUAUCAAGGUCCUCUCUCUGUCAUUCUCUCCUUCCACUUGGAGAUUGACUCCAACAGAAUGAAGAACCGAGGAGUAUUUAGGAAUGGCAAGAGGACCACAAAUGGGAUCCAAAAAACCACUUUGGGACAAAUGUGUGUUCAGGAAACAAUAAACAUCACGAACUGCAUUGAAGAUUACAUCUCUCCUAUCAAGCUCUUUGUGAACUUCUCUUUGAGCAGUGAUGAGGACCACGAUGAGAGUCAUCCCAGACCUGUUCAGAACUCACUAAGCAACACGACAACCGUAGAGAUUCCUUUUUCGAAGAACUGUGGGACAGAUGAUAAGUGUGUGGCUGACAUGCAAAUCUCAUUCCAUGAUUCAGGUUCUCAGGAGCUGGUGAUAUCUCCCAAACGUUACCUGAACAUGAACUUGGAGCUGAAGAACCCGCGGGAGAAUGCAUACUACCCAACCCUCCAUGUGCUUCACAUGCCCGGCCUCUCCUUCCGCAAGGCUUCUGUGCUCAAGGCCAGUCCCCCGAUCAUUGUGAACUGUGACGGCAUGCAGCUGGGUCACGAGCACAGGGGCCUCUCUUGCAAUAUCAGCCACCCGAUCUUUAGGGAUAACACAGAGGCUUUGAUCCAGCUCUGGUUUGGCAUCCUUACUGAAAGUUCCUGGGGGAAUGACUUGGAAAUGGAGGUGAAUGUCAGCAGUGAUAAUGAGGAAAAUGAUACUCUUCAUGACAACACAGCUAGACUCCAAAUCCCUGUCAAGUACCCCAUCAACAUCAUAGUUGAGAGGUUACAAGCAUCUACCCAGCAUGUUAGCUUCAGUUCUCGACGUCAAGAAAACAAGACUGUGAUACACUCUUAUAAUGUAACAAACUGGCCCAUGGGCACUUUCCCACCUCCUGAAGUAUCCGUGUUUGUGAAGGUGCCAACCAUGGGUCCUGAUGGGCUGACUUGGGAGGUGGAAGGUGUUCAAACUGAUCCCUCAGUGUUUUGCCAACCCAUUCUAAUGGAGAGAAGUGCAAAUAGACCUUCUGAAUGGAUUGAGAUGAAAUGUGAAGUUGGCAAAUAUCGCAUCUAUCGGUGUGAUCUUGGACAGAUAAAUUCCUCCAUAAUUAAUGUUACUGGGGUGAUGCGUGCCAAGAGCAACAUUGAGCAUUUCCCUCGGUCAAAGUUUUGCACAGCAUUAUGGUUAAUGUUUAAUACCACAAGAUAUGUGAACUUCUACAGUCAAGAAUUUGCCCAGUAUCAGGAUACAGAACUGGAGGUGAUUUUUGAGAUGAAUUAUCUUCCUAUUAUAAUAGGCAGCGUAGUAGGAGGCUUGUUCUUGCUCAUUCUCAUCAUUGUACUACUUUACAAGUGUGGGUUCUUUAAACGUAAUUAUAAGGCAAAGAUGGGUGAUGGUCUGGAAGAAAAUGAGAAUGCGCUACAACUAAAAGAUAACGUAGAGGAAGGUACAGAGAAAGAAGCCAAAUCAGAAAACGAUGCAGAGAGUGACAAAGAAAAAGAAACGGAUGCCUUGGCAGAGCCACUGAAUGGAGAGGCUGAGGCCAAAUGACCAAAUCAGCUUCUUCCCCUUGCACUGGAAUCCUGAUACUUGACUAUUUUUGCAAGAAACAGACAUAUUUCACUCUUACUGUUUGCACAUACUGUGGAAAGUCAAACUGUAUGACUGCAGUUAUUUCUGGCAUUUAAAAAUAUCAUCUGUAUGAAUUGUGGCAUCGCACAGGACGAGGCGAUCAGAAACAAGGAUGGCAUUUUUGUGGACAAUUACGGCUAUGUAUCCUUGUUGCUCUGUGACAAAUUGCCAAAUUAUUUGUAUAGAUAUGGCUGUGUAUUUCAUUAGGUCCUUUUGUACAUUAUAAAUAAGAACAUACACGGGAAAGCAACUUCUAGUUUGCAACCCAAAUUGGAUGAUGGGUUGGACUGGAUGGUACUGGUGAUUUUUUACCAACUCUUUUAUGAUUCUAUGGAACACUCAUAGAGAUCUGGAAGACUCAAUUCAAUUGGUGGAGAAAAGACCAUAGAAGGAGAAGCUCUAAAGUCACUCUUUUAGAAAUACUGAUAAAGUCAAGACUACUUUUUCUGCUUCUUGGCUACCUUAGGAUCACUCUAGACUGGGAUGCUUUAUAUGAGUGCAGGCAAAAGAUCUUGUCAGAGGAAUGAUGGAUGAGUGAAUGAGAGAGGAUAAAAGACACAGACUUGGCUAUUGCAGGCAAAACUCAACUCCCAGCUGAGUUUUGCUUGGGAAUGUGUGUAUAUUUGCUGGUUCCAGAAAUACCACCCCUAGUUUUUGAGACACAGAACCUAGAAAGCCGUGAUAACCAUAUCUAAGAAACUAAAGCUGAUGCGGUCCAUCCAAUGUGAUUUUCUGAAUCAGCACCCCAAAUAACCCCAAGAAUAGGCCUAAAAACCAAGACACCAAGAAAAUAUAUAUAUUGUUAGGCUGUGUAAUCUAUCCUCAAUAGUAAAGGUCCCAUACACCUCAUUAUGCCAGAGAUUAUGUUUUGAGACCUUUCAAGUCUUUCAAUAGCAAUUCUCAAAUGGGAAUUAGACAAAUAACUCUUUACUCCAUUUCCAGAAGGAACAACUAUUCUUAGUAAAUUCAGCACAACAGGAUUCAACGUAAAACAGAAAGUGGAUCUCUUAAAGGUCACAUGUAUCUUUUUUCCCUUCUGAAUCUUUUCCAAUAGAUUCACUUUGGACUCUACAUUGAUCAAACCUGAUAAACAUAUUCGUAAAAAUUAACAGUUAUGCAUUUUUUCAAUAUAUAUUUUUGAACAUGCAUUAUUUUGAAUAUUUCUUGGAUAUUGUUUUCUUGGAUAUUGUUUUAUUUUAUAUUCCCUCGUUAGGAUAUUCAUAUACUAUGUGAUAGUACCCACAAAAUACUUUCUAUCUUAAAAAUAACAAUCACAACUACCGCUGCUGCUUUAUUAUCUACACAUGGGAAUAUCAAAUGUGUCACAGGAAGUAUAUCAGAAUACAUGGGUGCAAAAUGAACUCAAAAGAAAAGGACUUCAGAUACCCAAGGAUUUAGAAAUGCGCUCUGCAUUUUUCACUUUAUCAAUGUUUUUUCAUGCCAUCUGAGAACAGCUAAUGAAAUCGUCUUAGUUUCAAAA